UCUUCUUAUCCGCUCUAUCCCGAGCCGGUGGGCGGUGCUGAGACCACUGGAGACACACAGACCGCCAGCUGAUGCUGCUGGACGAGGAAUGCGAUAGGUCAAUCGGGAUGCUUUUUCACAGGGGUGUCAUAUUUUGUAUUUUAGCAGGUGACGAGCCGCUACAGUGUGUCAGAUAACUUGGAAGAAGAACGUGUUUGAGGAAAAAACAGGCCUUCUUUUGUCUGCAGAAGAUCAGUGACACAGAGACAAGACAACAAAAGACAAUUUACUCUCCGGACAACAAGUAGGAGUGGUUUCUUGGGCUUGUCAGACUGAUGCACUGGUCUUAGCUGUUUCCUGUUUAAUGUCUUUUCUGUAAACAUAUUCCGUAAUUGUAUCAGGUGAGGUCUAGGCUGGUGGGAUGACAAUGAGACAAAGCAGCAGCUGCUGAGGCAGGACUAUGCGCAGGGAAGAUCCAGAUCUGCUUAUGAGUGUUUACUCGCUUAAUGCCCGGACAUGACAGCAGCAGAGAGCGGUGAUGCAAUUUGAUGAAAGCUGUCAACAUUGAUUAACGACAGAGGCCUUGCUUGGCGCGUCUGUGAGUGUUUGCAAGGCGGAUAUCACACUGGAAAACACUGACACAUAUUUGAGGCCUGUUUAAAAACAUCGACCUGUUUCUGCCGGUAGAUGCUCUUUUCUCUUGCUCUCUUCCUGUGGAGGCUCUAUCGACAUUUCUCCAUCAUGUUCAGCACAGACAGACUCACAGUCCCAGAGUAUGUUAGCCGGCUGCAGAGAGGCAGGAGCGGCUCCGGCUCGGAACCUAAAGCUGUUUCUCCGGGCAUCAAUGCGGACGUCCAGGCGGUUUUGGGCAGCUCGCUCCCCGCCCUGCGUUGCGCCAUCAGGAGGCUGAAGUCGGCGAAUGAAACGUCUGACUCAGAAGAGACCCGCGGGGCCAUCGCAGAGAUUUUCCAGCUGGUGGAGGAGGCCUGGGUCCUGCCCACUGUAGGCCGUCAGGUGGCCGAGGAGAUCUGUAACAGGAUCCGGCUAGAUGGAGGCCUGGAGCUGCUGCUGCAGCUUCAGCAGAUACCUGCUGUGGAGAUCACCUAUGAGUCUGCAAAACUGCUGGAGCAGAUCCUCAUCUCAGAGAACAGAGACUACAUCGCCCGUCUGGGUCUUGGGGUUAUCCUCAACCUGACUCGACAGCAGGAAGACGCUCAGCUUGCCCGCAGUGUUUCAGGGAUCCUGGAGCACAUGUUCAAACACACAGAGGAGACAUCUGUCCACCUCAUCUCUAACGGGGCCCUGGAUGCACUCCUCUUCUGGUGCAGAGGUACAGACCCCACUGUACUGCGCCACUGUGCUGUGGCUCUAGCAAACUGUGCUAUGUACGGAGGCCACCGCUGCCAGAGAUGGAUGAUCGAGAAACAGGCAGCUGAGUGGCUUUUUCCGUUGGCUUUUUCCAAAGAGGAUGAACUCAUUCGCUUCCACGCAUGUCUGGCUGUUACUGUGUUGGCUGCAAACAAAGAAAUUGAGAAGGAGGUGGUGAAGUCUGGAACCUUGGAGCUGGUGGAGCCAUUCAUUGCGUCCCUGGACCCGGAUGACUUUGCCCGCAACUUAUUGGACAGUACGGACAGCAUGCAGGGUAGGACGGCAUCUGAUCUGCAGCAUCUUCUGCCUUUACUGGAUGGCACAAGACUUGAGGGAAAGUGCAUCGCAGCCUUUUACCUUUGCGUUGAGUCAAGCAUCAAGUCUCGUCAACGCAACACUAAGAUAUUUCAAGAGAUUGGAGCAGUGCAAAGUCUAAAGAGAAUCGUCAUGUACUCCAGCAAUGGCACAGCCUGUUCCCUUGCCAAGCGGGCGCUAAGUCUGAUGGGAGAGGAAGUGCCGAAACGUAUCCUAUCAAGUGUGCCCAAUUGGAAAUCCUGUGAAGUCCAGACAUGGUUGCAGCAGGUUGGCUUUAGUGCCUAUUGUGACCGUUUCCAGGAGCUCCAGGUGGAUGGAGACCUCCUGCUGAAUGUCACAGACCAGGAUCUGAGUGCAGAUCUGGGCAUGACUGCAGGACUCACUCGCAAAAGGUUUUUGAGAGACUUACGAGUGCUGAAGACCUACGCCAACUACUCCACAUGUGACCCAAACAACAUGGCUGACUGGUUAGCUGAUGUUGACCCUCGAUUCCGUCAGUACACCUACGGGCUUGUCCAGUCAGGAGUGGAUCUCAACAAUGUCCAACACCUGACCGAUCAGCAACUUCAGCAUGACUGCUACAUUGUCAACGGAGUCCACAGGGCUAAGAUACUGUCUUUUAGCCGCAAGCCCUCAAAACCGUGUCACACUGAUGCCCAGCCAACAGGGCCUGAUGUUUUUAUCAGCUACCGUCGGACUACGGGCUCCCAGUUGGCAAGUCUUCUGAAGGUGCACCUACAGGUCCGAGGAUACAGUGUCUUCAUUGAUGUAGAAAAGCUAGCGGCUGGUAAAUUCGAGGACAAACUGAUUCAGAGUGUACAGAGGGCAAAAAACUUCAUCCUGGUCCUGUCCGCCAAUGCGCUCGACAAGUGCAUGGGUGACACUGCCAUGAAAGACUGGGUGCACAAGGAGAUAGUCACAGCCCUGGCUGGGAAGAAGAACAUAGUACCUGUUACAGACAAUUUUAUGUGGCCUGACCCCAUGUCUCUGCCAGAGGACAUGAGGGCAAUACUCAACUUCAAUGGCAUCAAAUGGUCCCAUGAAUACCAAGAGGCCACUAUCGAGAAGAUCUUACGCUUUCUGAAAGGACAACAAGACCAAAUGGAUGCAAAAGAUGCCUCCAAAGGGCAAAAAAAAGAAACAAAGUGAUGUAAACAGUUUGAUUUCAGUUUUAAUAACUUCCAAUGAUGCCAAAUUUCAACAUCGUCAAUUGUGAGCUGGCUGGCAGCUGAUUCCACUCGGCCCAAAUGCAUGUGAAUAAGAUUACAUGCUCACGAACAAAAGACGUGACAUCCUGCAAAACAAAAACUGAAACAAGGAUUCCAGAUUGUAUAUAAGAAACUGUGCGCCUUUAACGAUAGUGCCCUCACACUGCUGUAUAUGUGCAAUCAGGUACAGUGUACGCCUUUUGUAUCUCAGGAAUAUAACUGUGAUAGAUCAGCCUUCAUUGGCACCCAGCAAUUAAUCAAACAAACAGCAAUUUCUACUAACACAUUAGUCUGAAUAAAACUAUAAACACUCAUCAUUGUUUAACCCACACACUGAACAUUGUCAGAGCCAAAGUAGGUCUCUGAGUUACUGAUAUUUAUGUUUUGUUAAUGUGUCAGAAAUAUGAGAAGAAACCUUUUUGUGAUUAUGGAUGAUGGUAGUCCAAAAGUGGGCGUAACUCAAAGAUGAAGGCAUGAAGUAUUGUACAGAAAUAAAGGAGCUACAUAAUGUAUAACUGCAACCCUAAUUUAAGGAAAUAUUGAUAAAAGGGAUGCACGUUUCACUGCAGUAUUAAACAUUUCCUUCCCUUUGUAAAAAUGGGUAAAAUGCAGUGAAAGAGCGGCCAUUAUUCAAACAUUAUUCUAUUUUGAACACUGUUGUUGUCGUCAGUUACAAAGUAGUGUAACUCACUCAGCUUAAUUACAAUAAACAAGGGGUUUAAUCAACACAGAUUAGUCUGUGUUCAAUGCAAAAUCUGCUUUGUUAAUGAAAAUUCACCCUUGAGCCCCUGCUGUGCUAAAAAGAAGCGGGGAAAUGGAAACAAUAAAAUCGAGCAAUAUAGAGCACUGAGGCUUUUGCAAAUAUAGAGAACAAAUUGCAAAACAUAUAUAAACACCUGUUCAGACAAAGAUCGAUACAAAUAUACGUCAAUGUUGCUUGAAUACAUUAGUGAUGAAAUCUGUAUUUAGUCUUGCAAAAUAACCAAAUCAAGCAUCAACGUGUUUGUCAUUUAAUGUUUGUUCAGUUAUUCCACAAAAGGCUGAACGCAACUGCUGUUCGACUGUCAUUUUUUUGAUCUAGUCUUCUAAGUGUUUUUUGUCCAUUAUAAGUUAUUGUAUUAUAAUAAACAUUGUCCCUGUAAAAUAAAACUUUUUUUUCCAAGUAGUAAA
Molecule: messenger RNA, 4040 nt
Organism: Labrus mixtus (cuckoo wrasse)
Lineage: Eukaryota; Metazoa; Chordata; Actinopteri; Labriformes; Labridae
Gene: sarm1
Product: sterile alpha and TIR motif containing 1
Exons: 8
Coding region: 667-2811 (714 amino acids)
Biological process (GO): negative regulation of MyD88-independent toll-like receptor signaling pathway; signal transduction; response to axon injury
Cellular component (GO): dendrite
Molecular function (GO): NAD+ nucleosidase activity; signaling adaptor activity; protein binding
Source: RefSeq, a predicted model, not a curated record